Molecule: messenger RNA, 1282 nt
Organism: Leopardus geoffroyi (Geoffroy's cat)
Lineage: Eukaryota; Metazoa; Chordata; Mammalia; Carnivora; Felidae
Gene: NDUFA12
Product: NADH:ubiquinone oxidoreductase subunit A12
Exons: 4
Coding region: 82-465 (127 amino acids)
Biological process (GO): mitochondrial respiratory chain complex I assembly; response to oxidative stress
Cellular component (GO): membrane
Source: RefSeq, a predicted model, not a curated record
GGUCGGCACAGUGCUGCCGUGUUCGCUUCCUCCCGGUGCACUUUGAGCGUAGCACCCAGGGGGCUGGUCCUACGGGACAAGAUGGAGUACCUGCAGGUCCUGAAACGCGGGCUGCAGCAGCUCAGCGGCCACGGUGGCCUCCGCGGCUAUCUACGAGUUUUCUUCAGGGCAAACGAUGUGAGGGUUGGUACAUUAGUGGGGGAAGACAAAUAUGGAAACAAAUACUAUGAGGACAACAAGCAAUUUUUUGGUCGUCACCGAUGGGUUAUAUAUACAACUGAAAUGAAUGGCAAGAACACAUUUUGGGAUGUGGAUGGAAGCAUGGUCCCCCCUGAAUGGCCUCCCUGUUCCCUGAAACACAAUAUUGAAAUUAAGCCAAUCAAUAACCCUUCAAAGGCCUUUGAGUGUUCAAGAGAAAGGAAGAGUUGCACAUCUAUCACUUUAUUACAUGUGCUGCUGAAGUGAGCACACAUCUGUCACUUUAAAUCAAAAGCUAAAAGUGAUAAAGCUUAGUGAGGAAGGCAUGUUGAAAGCCAAGAUAGGCUGAAUGCUAGGCCUCUUGUGUCAAACAGUUAGCCACGUUGUGAGUGCAAAAGGAAAGUUCUUGAAGGAAGUUAAAAGUGCUACUCCAGUGAACACAAGAAUGAUGAGAAAGUGAAACAGCCUUAUUGCUGAUACGGAGAAAGUUUUUGUGUUCUGGACAGAAGAUCAAACCAACCACAGCAUUUCCUAAGCCAAAGCUUAGUCUAGAGCAAAUCCCUACCUCUUCAAUUCUGUGAAGGCUGAGAGGUGAGGAAGCUGCAAAAGAAAAGUGAAGCUAGCAGAGUUUGGUUCAUAAAGUUUAAGGAAAGACACUGUUUCCAUAACAUAAGAGUGCAAGGUAAAGCAGCAAGUGCUGAUAUGAAAGUUGCAGCAAGUUAUUCAGAAGAUCUAGCGAAGAUAAUUAGUGAAGGUGGCUACACUAAACAACAGAUUUUCAGUGUAGACGAAACAGCACUCUAUUGGAAGAAGAUGCCAUCUAGGACUUUCGUAGCUAGAGAAAAGUCCGUGCCUGGCUUCAGAGCUUCAAAGGACAGGCUGACUCUCUUGUUAGGGGCUAAUGCACCCGGUGAUUUUCAAUUGAGGCCUAUAUUCAUUCACUGUUCAGAAAAUCCCAUGGCCCUUAAGAAUGAUGCUAAAUCUUAUGCUCUACCAAUGGAACAACAAAGCCUGAGUGACCACACAUCUGUUUACAGCAUGGUUUACUGGAUAUUUUAAGCCUGCUGUUGGGACCUACUGCUCA